CAUUGAAUGACUUUGGCUCCAUCACGAAAUUAGCUAGGUUUAUUAAUUUUACUCAUAAACCGCGAGCAUGGAGGCUCUUAUUCCCGUAAUAAACAAGCUGCAAGAUGUUUUCAACACAGUGGGGGCGGAUAUCAUACAGCUGCCGCAGAUAGCAGUUGUAGGGACUCAGAGCAGUGGUAAGAGCUCGGUGCUGGAGAGCCUGGUGGGCCGGGACCUUCUUCCUCGGGGGACCGGCGUCGUCACCAGGCGGCCUCUCAUCCUCCAACUGGUCCAUGUAGAACCUGGAGAUGCCAGGAAACAUGAAGAUGGUAGAGAAGGUGAAGAGUGGGGCAAAUUUCUGCACACAAAAAAUCAGAUCUUCACAGAUUUUGAAGAAAUCAGGCAAGAAAUAGAAAAUGAAACGGAGCGAAUAUCGGGGACUAAUAAGGGGAUCAGCGAUGAUCCCAUUCAUCUGAAGAUAUUCUCUCCUCACGUUGUCAACCUCACGCUGGUGGAUCUGCCUGGCAUCACUAAGGUGCCCGUGGGUGAUCAGCCUAAUGACAUUGAGCUUCAGAUAAAAGAUCUAAUCCUGAAGCACAUCUCCAACCCCAACUGCAUCAUCCUGGCUGUCUCUGCGGCCAACACCGACAUGGCCACCUCGGAGGCUCUGAAGGUCGCCCGCGAGGUCGACCCCGACGGCAGGAGGACCCUGGCUGUGGUGACCAAGCUGGACCUGAUGGACGCCGGCACCGACGCUAUGGACGUGCUCAUGGGCCGAGUCAUUCCUGUGAAACUGGGACUCAUUGGAGUGGUCAACAGGAGCCAGCUGGACAUCAACAAUAAGAAGUCUGUGGCCGACGCCAUUCGGGACGAACAUGCUUUCCUGCAGAAGAAAUAUCCGUCUCUCGCCAGCAGGAACGGAACCAAAUACCUGGCCAGAACCCUCAACAGGUUGCUGAUGCAUCACAUCAGAGACUGCCUCCCCGAGCUGAAGGCCCGGAUCAACGUGCUGGCCUCCCAGUACCAGUCCCUGCUGAGCAGCUACGGGGAGCCGGUGGAGGACCAGAGCUCCACGCUGCUGCAGCUCAUCACCAAGUUCGCCGCGGAGUACUGCAACACCAUCGAAGGCACGGCCAAGUACAUCGAGACGGCCGAGCUGUGCGGCGGAGCCAGGAUUUGUUACAUAUUCCACGAGACUUUUGGCCGGACAUUGGAGUCGGUGGAUCCUCUGGGAGGACUCGGCACCAUCGACAUCCUGACCGCCAUCAGGAACGCAACAGGCCCGCGUCCGUCCCUGUUUGUGCCGGAGAUCUCCUUCGAGCUGCUGGUGAAGAAGCAGGUGAAGCGUCUGGAGGAGCCCAGCCUGCGCUGCGUGGAGCUGGUCCACGAGGAGAUGCAGAGGAUCAUCCAGCACUGCAGCAACUACAGCACCCAGGAGCUGCAGAGGUUCCCGAAGCUGCACGAGGCCAUAGUGGAAGUCGUCACCUCCCUCCUGAGGAAGAGGCUGCCCAUCACCAACGACAUGGUUCAUAACCUGGUGGCCAUAGAGCUGGCCUACAUCAACACCAAACACCCAGACUUUGCAGACGCCUGUGGGAUCAUGAACAAUAACAUAGAGGAGGAAAGGAGAAACAGGAUGAGAGAGCUGCCCUCUGCAGUGCCCAGGGACAAGUCUGCUGGCAGGGGCCCGGCUGGCCUCUCUGGGGCUCCUGGCGAGCCUCCUGCGGGUGGAGCAGACAUGGAGGGGGCCAAGGCCCCGUCAGCCGGGCCCCAGGGGGAGCAGGACGGCACAGGGAACUGGAGGGGGAUGCUGAAGAAAGGAGACGAAGCCCCCAGCUCCAGACCUGGAAGCCCCCUUAGAGGAGCUGUCAACCUGCUGGAUGUGCCUGUGCCAGCUGCCAGGAAGCUGUCGUCACGUGAGCAGCGGGACUGUGAGGUCAUCGAACGCCUCAUCAAGUCUUACUUCCUCAUCGUUCGCAAGAAUAUCCAGGACAGUGUGCCCAAAGCAGUGAUGCACUUCCUGGUGAACCAUGUGAAGGACAGCCUCCAGAGCGAGCUGGUAGGCCAGCUGUAUAAAUUGGGCCUCCUCAACGAGCUGCUCACUGAGUCAGAGGACAUGGCUCAGCGGCGCAAGGAGGCUGCCGACAUGCUACAGGCAUUGCAAAAAGCCAGCCAGGUGAUUGCUGAGAUCAGGGAAACACAUCUGUGGUGAAGAGUGAACCGAGGCAGCUGAACCUGGUUUCUCCUCAUCGUGUCUGAACAUGAAGUUUGGAUUAGUAACCAUGAUAAUGCACUGUUCUGAUCCCUGCUCAAAGUAGGUCUCCUCGGCUUACAAGCCAACAGAAAGAAAUGUAAGUUAAUCGUUUAUUUAAAAUGCUCAGUGUUGUCUAGAAUAUGUGAAAAUGCGCUGCUUCUGUUAGUUACUGCAGUUGCCACCCACGGUUUCUGGAGUGCAGCAAAGGUACUUUCAGUUUGUUGCCUCCACUGCACUAAGGUAACCUUUCCAGUUCUAGGUUAUAUAAGAAAAGUAAAACAUUUAUCUCCCCAUCUGUAACAGUUUCAUACAGGAGUAGCUGUCAGAAACCAUGAAACCUCAAGUCAUAAUGUAACCAGCAGGGAUCAGUUCACUAGAUGUUAGUCCUGCAUCACUUUAUUUUCUGCACUGUUGUCCCGACACUGUACUUGUAUAGAAAGCCCAUCAUCCUGUCACUAUUUUGCCACCAGAAGCUUUUAUUUAUUAAUGUGUUAUUUAAAAAGGAUGUCGAGCACUGCUUGCUGCGGUAAGUCCUGUCAUGUUUACAUAUCUGCCUACAUGUGAAAUGUAUGGUGCACUGUGAUUCUUUGUGUAUGUUUGCAGAAUAAGGUAUUUAAUUGCAAA
Messenger RNA from Trematomus bernacchii (emerald rockcod), 2857 nucleotides. Its product is annotated as dynamin-1-like protein. Gene Ontology annotation, cellular component: microtubule; cytoplasm; mitochondrion. Gene Ontology annotation, molecular function: microtubule binding; GTPase activity; GTP binding. Gene Ontology annotation, biological process: mitochondrial fragmentation involved in apoptotic process; mitochondrial fission. The transcript has 19 exons. The coding region runs from base 68 to 2191 and encodes 707 amino acids. NCBI's taxonomy places the organism in Eukaryota, Metazoa, Chordata, Actinopteri, Perciformes, Nototheniidae. The record is from RefSeq and is a predicted model, not a curated record.